AUGGAGCGACUCACGAAUGAAUUUAACAAUCUUCUAGAAAUACCUGAGCCUUGCAUCACUGUAAAUUUAGUAGAUCAAUCACUAUUUCACUGGAGAGGAACUCUAAACGGUCCUGAUGAGAGCCCCUAUGAAGGUGGUAUGUUCAAGUUCGAAAUAACUUUCCCUUCAAAUUUCCCUGCGAGCCCUCCGACCUUCUAUUUCAAAACGAAAAUUUUCCACCCGAACGUACAUCCUUCUGAUGGCCGUAUUUGCUGCGAAAUCUUUAAUUCUGGAUGGAAGCCAAAAGUCACUGUAAGAACUGUAAUCUCUUAUGUGAUAGCACUAUUGUAUAACCCUAGUCCAAACGGGUUCUCAACUGAAAUUAAUACAUUGUGCGCUCAAAACAUGGACUUAUAUAACCAAAGGGCAAGAGAGUGGACUCAGCAGUAUGCUAUGGGAUAA
Messenger RNA from Blepharisma stoltei, 441 nucleotides. NCBI's taxonomy places the organism in Eukaryota, Ciliophora, Heterotrichea, Heterotrichida, Blepharismidae. The record is from the annotation of a GenBank genome assembly.